Messenger RNA from Aphanomyces astaci, 1209 nucleotides. RefSeq lists its product as hypothetical. The coding region runs from base 1 to 1209 and encodes 402 amino acids. The record is from RefSeq and is a predicted model, not a curated record. The transcript has a single exon. Lineage: Eukaryota; Oomycota; Saprolegniomycetes; Saprolegniales; Verrucalvaceae.
AUGAGUCGUUCGUUGUUGCUGUUGGUCCUCGCCGGCGUUGCGUCCGUCGGCACCGCGUGGACGUGCAGCCCCACCAAGAUCAUCGACUGGAGGGCCUCGUGCGACAAACUCGGAAGCGACGACGAAAAGUGCAAAAACGGACCCUGCCACCGCGCUUUGCACUACCUCGUGGAGGACAUUGUCCGCGAUUGUUAUGUGCAAUCUGGCAUGGGCGACGCCAGCGAUCUCGACGUGUACCGCAUUCUGGAUGACUACUGCCACGGUGAAACCCCCGCGCCCAAGCCCGUCCCUACCACCUCCACGUCAACGCCUACCACAUCAGCCCCUUCGCCGCCUACCCCCACAACCUCCACCCCGACCCCUACAACCUCAGCUCCUACCCCUACAACCAAAGCCCCUACCCCUACAACCAAAGCUCCUACCCCUACAACCUCAGCUCCAACCCCAACAACCAAAGCCCCUACCCCUACAACCUCAGCUCCUACCCCAACAAUCUCAGUUCCUACCCCUACAACCAAAGUCCCCACCCCCACAACCAAAGCCCCCACCCCCACAACCAAAGCCCCCACCCCCACAACCAAACCCCCCACCCCUACAACCAAACCCCCCACCCCCACAACCAUAGCCCCUACCCCUAUAACUUCAGCUCCUACCCCUAUAACCUCAGCUCCUACCCCUACAACCUCCGUCCCCGCAACCAAAACCCCCACCCAUUCUUCUCCACCAGCUGUACGACCUACAACCAGCCCUGCCUCCGCACCCCUCACGCAGCCGACAAACGGACCUCCCGUCGCAUUGCCAAUCGCCCCCACAACCUCUUCCUCCCUCUCUUCAUUCCCCACGUCCUCGGCACCGUCCAAUGUCGCUCCUUCCAGUACGACAUCCUCGGCUUCAACCCGCUUGCCUGAGAAAUCCGCUUCAACCACCCCCACCACAACCGGUGUACGUGUCGCUAGCCCCACUUCUGUGCCAGUGAAGACCACGUCCAACAUCACCAACACGACCAAAACAACCAACGUGACCAAAACAACCAACGCUACCAAUGCGACCCUGGGGGUGGAGUUCAUCACGGUACCGACCACUCAAGCGUCAAAGACAUCUCUGCCGAGGACCCUUCAGGCGACGACGAAACCGGCGGCCACUAGCUCAGCUGCCCAGGUUGGCGCUCUUCCUCUCGUGAUGGCGUUCACUGCCCUGGCGUUGCCAUGA